UUACACUCACAUGACACCGAGAACUUAACUUGUUCACGGCGAAGAGCUUCUUCGGCACGGUUCUAUUGCACUUUGCAGGGCCUGGUACGGCAUAUCUGGCUUGCUGCAACAGUCAUGCGCGUGUUGCAGUAUGGAUAUCUGGGUCAGGCCGUGCUUCUCAUCAUCGGCCGGGGACUCAUGUGGUUCUGUAGGCCCUCUCCUCAAGUAUCAGCCGCUUCGUAAACUGAAGGCUUGGCUAAUAUCCAUGCACCAGAACUUGCAUGAUUGUAGCGAAGAGUGCCUCAGAUCCGUCGCUAACGCAGCCAUGAUUGCGCGGUAAUUGCUACGGAAAAAAGUGCGGUCGCCGAGAUGAACGGUGCCCGGCAGUCGUCGCGUCCUCCUUUCGUCCGCUCUCCCAGCUAUCGCCCUACUUGGCCUGGACUCUCUUCAUUCGGAGAAGCACAGAUGCGUCGUGUGCUUUUCGAUGUACUCGGGAUGGCAUGACCAUGGGCUACGUCGUGCUUCCCAGACAAGUAGGCGUCAGGGCACUUGGUGCCCGCUCUGCAGCACUAUAAAACCACGCGUUUUCGACGAACAGAAAGCACCAAGGCCACAGCCUUGUUCUCUCGCACGCGGUACAAGAUGAUGUCCAAGUUUCUCAUCUUCUCUGCGCUGUUCUCGCUCGUGUUCGCGAAGCCCACCGCUCGCAGCAUGAAGGUCCGCGAGGCGAUACAGAGUGUGCCCGCGGGCUACGUCCGCACCGGCGCUGCUUCCGCAGAUACCGAGCUGAACCUGCGUAUCGCGCUCGUGCAGAAUAACCCAGAGGGGCUCAUCGACGCGCUGUACUCUGUCAGCACUCCAGACAGCGCGUCCUACGGCGAGCACCUCAGCAAGGAAGAAGCUGAGAACUUUGUUGCGCCGACCGCACAGAGCACCGAAGCUGUCAAUUCCUGGCUCGAGCAGGCCGGGCUAAGCGCCGCCACCAUUUCGCCGGCCGGUGAUUGGCUCAGUGUUUCCGUGCCCGUGGGCCAGGCGAAUGAGCUCUUCGAUGCCGACUUCGCUGUCUAUACCCACUCCGAGACUGGCAAGCAGGCAAUCCGCACCAUGAGCUACUCGAUUCCCACUGAGCUUGAGGGACACCUUGACUUCGUUCACCCUACAAUUACGUUCCCGAGCCCGAUCUCCCUGCGUCCCGUCGUCUCGACACCGUCUAACCCCGGGCGCCGCGCUAUCGAGCCUUUGGCUUCUUGCUCGACUUCGGGAAUCACCCCCGACUGCGUCCUGUCUCUCUACGGCAUCCCCACCACAAAGGCGACCCAGAGCUCAAACAAACUCGGGGUCAGCGGUUUCGAGGAUGAGUUCGCCAACAAGGCUGAUCUUGCAACUUUUUUGAACGAGUUCCGGCCGGACCUCGAAGGAGAGACAUUCUCCCUUCAGACCGUUGAUGAUGGCCAGAACCCGCAGAAUGCCAGCGAGGCCGGUCUUGAGGCGAACCUUGACAUCCAGUACACCGUCGGCAUUGCCUCCGGCGUCCCAGUCACAUUUAUCUCUGUCGGUCUGGAGAACAAAGACGGAGACCUUAUGGGCUUCCUAGACAUCAUCAAUUUUCUCCUUGGCGAGUCUAACCCGCCACAAGUCCUGACCACCAGCUACGGCUUUGAUGAGAAUACGAUCUCGUUCUCUCUUGCCAACAACCUUUGCAAUGCUUACGCUCAACUCGGUGCUCGUGGAACGUCCAUUCUCUUCGCUUCUGGCGACGGCGGUGUCUCCGGCGGACAUACUUCGAGCUGCACCGAUUUCGUCCCGGUUUUCCCCACUUCCUGCCCAUUCGUGACCUCCGUCGGUGCCACUCAGCUCACCUCAUCCGGCGGCGAGACCGCCGCGUCGUUCUCCUCUGGCGGCUUCUCCGACUACUUCGGCAGGCAGUCAUACCAAACCUCUGCCGUCUCGUCCUACCUUGCCUUCCUCGGGUCCACGGACAGUGGCUUGUACAACACCUCAGGGCGCGCAUUCCCAGACGUCUCCGCGAUCGGUGUGAGCCUCGAGAUCGUCAUCGAAGGCGAGGUCGAACUCGUAGACGGCACGAGCUGCUCGAGCCCUAUCUUUGCGAGCAACAUCGCGCUCAUCAACGACGCACUCAUCGCCGCCGGCAAGAGCCCGCUCGGCUUCCUCAACCCGUUCCUGUACGCGAACCCCGGCGCGUUCCACGAUAUCACGACCGGCGAUAACCCGGGGUGCAACACCAACGGCUUCCCGGCUACAACGGGCUGGGACCCCGUCACGGGCCUGGGCACCCCCAACUUUGCGGCUUUGAAGGCGGCGGCUGGUGUUUGAACAUCGCAGCACUAGUUGCACUCAAAUUAAUUGUACAAUAUGGGCUAGAAGUUUCAUGUUUUCUUUUGGUUUACUGCAGACAAAGUAUAUUUACGUCUGUUACAGGCUCGAAGUUGAGACACACUAAGUGCCGGGUGGGGCCGCUUGUCAGCCGCGCCACCCAAGGUUUGGGGUUUAGGGUCUAGCGCGCCUCGGGCGCUUUUCGUCUUUUCCGUCACCCACCACCCGAAAUCGCCCACAUUGACUGCGGUUCUCCUGCCGGUAACGACAGGUCCUCCGAAGGAUAAUUUUGUGGUGUUGCUACUGCUUACUGGACGAGUCUUGAGACAAGCAGUCUCACUUCGCGUGACCGCCGGUAUUGAACGGCGCGAACAGCGCCGCCAAAGGGCGGGCGCGGCAUGCCUAGAUAUGCGAAGGUUUUCAUCGACAAAAAGGGAGAACCCAUCAGGUUCUUCGUCGUCACCGGUCGUACAUUCGUGUCGGAGGAAGGCGGACUAGAAGCGGUACGUGCGAAAGAAGCCAAGGUCAGGAUUGAGCGACAUGGCGGCAAGGUCUCCGACCGCAUCGAGGAUGCCGACGUCUGGAUCGUGAACGACGGCGUACUCGACAGGUACAAGCGGUACUGUGCCCAUGAUCCCAAUCACCGUGCAGAGGGCACCGGCUUUAUUCAGAAGUGCAUCGAACGGAAGUCUUUCCAGGACGAACUGUUGGAAGACAGGACAACCAUGCACGGGCGUCAUCCUGGGAGGCGUUCUCACUACACCGAUGAAGAAGAAGAAACGUUGUGCCAGUGGAUUGCAAUGAAAGUACCUGAGAUGGGUGCGGGUGGGCGCUUCGGGGUCAAGAUUUAUGAGCAGCUCGUAGCACACGGGGAGGAGUAUCCAGAGGGCCUAUGGCGGCUGGCGAACAAUCAUCCAAUGCAGUCCUGGAAAGAACGCUACAAAAAGAAUAGCGUGCGUCUGGAUGGCAGGAUCGACACAAUUAUAACCGAGAAGGGUUACACGGUCGAGUCAAAGGCGGCUUACAGGAGCGACCGCAGGUUGAAUAAGCGCGCGCGCGCAUAUGCCCUGGAAGAGGAAGAAGAGGAGGAAGACCCUGACAAGCAAGGCGAGUUUGCCACGAGUGAAAAUGAGGAGGAGUUCCCGCCUCCACGAAAGCGACAGAAGCAUUUCGAGAGGGAAGAGGGGGAGGGGGAGGAAGAGGAAGAUCCCGAACCCGAUAUCCCAGAAUCAUCCGGUCGAGGGCAUAGUCCUGCUGUAGAAGCUGGCGAGAAGCUCAGCUCGCCUCCGAACACGCAGCGCACACUCGUUAACCCCACGCAGGGCACAUCCGUUAAUCCAACGCCGCGAACACCCGUUAACCCAGCGCCGCGCACGCCCGUUAAUCCAAUGCCGCGCACACCACGAACGUACUCGAGGCGUACCGAUAGCGAUCGGCGGCCCCGGGUGGUCACAGAAGUCAGGAGCCAAGACGAGGCCUCGAGUACGGCACAAGCCGCCGCGGCGUCGUCGAGCCGCGUUCGGCCAGCUAUCGCAAGAGCCAACAGACGCAGCCCGUCCGUGGAGGUCGUUAGCUAUGAUCACAGGGCAAGCAGUGCAGCCGUGCGAGCGAGUAGAUCGCCCUCCGGGUCGCUGCACCAGGUCGUGCGUGAUCUGGACGAAAACGAGCUGGAGAAUGCGGGAUCUUUCACUACGGACACGGAUGACGCACGCGCGAGAGAUGGGCUGUUUGAGGAUGCUGCUGUCUUUGGAUCAGAUGACCCUUUCGAGGUUAGUACUGCGGAGGAUAACUGAACAGCUGAGACGGCAUCCUCGGCUUACAUACAGACUUCUCUUUCAUGACUAUCUCUUGACCAUGCUAUCAAAUCAUUAUAUUCUGGAAGACUAUGUCUUGAGAAUGUUUUUCGAACCAGACGUUCUGGAAAUGCGACUAGUAAGCGAUAAUCGAUAAGCCCGCAUGUGCACCACGUCAGGUAUUCUGUCUUUCCUCCUCGUCCCGCACCACCCCCCUUGUGGGCCCACAGAUGUUCGCCUGCGGGCCAUCGAGAUCGAUAGGCGUCGCCAGCGCUGCGGCCACGCCGGCUUCGUACACAGACAGCCGGCGGCUUUGCGCGACGUAGAGCGUGUCGUCCUCGCUCUCCCACUCGACGUCCUCCGCGACGCUCGUCUCUCCCGAGCCGGGCAGCGGCGCGUACGGCAGCGAGGGCGUUGCAGGCGUGCUCUGCACAGCUUUAGUGUCGUGCGCCGGCUCGUCUUCCAGUGCUUUGUCUGGGACGGGGAAGCGGAUGAAGUACGCGAUAAACGUCGAGCAUGCUGCUGCAAUGAACACGGAGCGCAAGCUUCCCGCGUAAGCAUCGCGUGCGGCGCGUUGCAGGUCUGGUGGUAGUUGCGCGACGAGGGUGGCGGAAUGUCUUAUUCUUGUGAUAAGCUCCUCAGCACCACGGCCAACGAUCCGGUUGUGCAGCUCGAUGUUCAGACUCGACUGGAAGAUCGCGGACGAGAGGCCGACACCUGCCACUUGACCGACGCCACGCCAGAACUGGCUGAACCCUGUGCCUAUUGCGAGAGCGGAGGCAGGGAUAUGAGACAGAAGAGCGAUGAGCAUUGUCUGAAGCACCACUGCAUUUCCGAAUCCAAGGGGGAGAAUGCCCAACCAGAGAAGAAGUGGGUGUGAGUUUUCGGUCAUCAUGCUGAUCAUAAUUGUUGAAAUGAAGGGAAGGAUGCCGCACACGAGCGUCAGUGUCCUGUAUCUCCCAGUGCGGUGCAUAAUCCAGCCCGCGAAGAGAGACCCGAGCGAUAGCGAAAUCCCAUUAGGGAUCAGAUGUGCCCCGGCCUCGCCGGCACUGGUCAGCAUGACGGUCUGGAACCACGUAGGCAGGUUGUACAUGAUCGCAAAGUUGCACAUCGAGACCAUGAAGCUCGCCGUGCCUACGAGCAUCGGCACCUUCAUCUGCACGAGCGUCGGCGGCAGGAUCGGCUCCCGCGCAUACUUGAUCUCCACCACGAAGAACGUGACGGCGAGGACGGCCGCCGUGACAAACGUUAUGUAGACGACCGGCGAGGUCCACGGCAGUUCAUUGCUGUAGCGCGCGGUAAGGAAUACCAGGAACGACAAAACGGCACCAAGUAAUGAAAAACUACCGCCAUAGUCGAUCUUCUUCAGGAUCUCCUUGGCGCUGGCACCCCGCCCCGGCGUUGGGUAGUGCAGAUUCCACGACGUGAGUGCGAGCGAAAUGGCAAAGAGGGGCAGCUGCGAGAGGAAUGCCCACCGCCAGCCGAAGCGGUCGUUAAUGAACCCUCCAAACGGGCCGCCAAGUCCCAUGCCUAGGCUUUCGAAGAUAGCCGCGACGCCCUGGGUGAGACCCCGUGACCGCAUACUGUACAUAUCGCAGGUGAUGAUCGAGGCAGUCGUGAAGACGCCGCCGCCACCCAUACCGGCGACGAAUCGAGCCGCGAUGAGCAUCUCCAUACUGUUCGAGAGCCCGCAGACGGCCGUGCCUAUCGCGGCGAAGGUGACUGCCGUCUGAUUCGCUGCGCGCCGUCCCAUGGCAUUGCACAAACGACCGUACAGGGGCGUGAACGUACAAGUCGCGAGGAGAUAGGCCGUUCCCAGCCAACUCGCUUGGUGCGACUUCUGGAAAUCUGACGAUAUUGAGGACAGCAGGGUUGCUACCAUAGUCGUGUUCAAGGCCGAGAGAAAAUUGGCUAUCCAUACUCCUACCAGGAUACCGUAGCGAGUUGACUGUGGCAGAUCCAGAGGCCCAAGCUCCGAAUGGUGCUUGACGCCAUAAUCUUUUCGGUGUCCAUCGUCGUGGGCGGGGUCCAAGAGUCGUGUACGUUCGUUAGCGGUCAUUAUCAGUCGUGAAAGCCGUGACGGGCUGCUGGAUAUGCCUGCAUCUAUUAUGUAGGAGCAGCGAAGACGCUCCUGGAAAGAUUUUAUGCAUAAUCGUGGUCCAAUCAAGACCCCCAGGGUACUGAUCCGAAAGUGACAAGGCAGGUGCCUUCGGAAGA
Molecule: messenger RNA, 6323 nt
Organism: Phanerochaete carnosa HHB-10118-sp
Lineage: Eukaryota; Fungi; Basidiomycota; Agaricomycetes; Polyporales; Phanerochaetaceae
Exons: 34
Coding region: 622-2313 (563 amino acids)
Biological process (GO): proteolysis
Molecular function (GO): serine-type endopeptidase activity; tripeptidyl-peptidase activity
Source: RefSeq, a predicted model, not a curated record